Messenger RNA from Haliotis rubra (blacklip abalone), 572 nucleotides. RefSeq lists its product as uncharacterized. The record is from RefSeq and is a predicted model, not a curated record. The transcript has 3 exons. Bases 43 to 513 code for a protein of 156 amino acids. Lineage: Eukaryota; Metazoa; Mollusca; Gastropoda; Lepetellida; Haliotidae.
UAUGGAGAAAGCAGUGUUCAUUUACAAAACCUGUGGGUAGCUAUGACGACAGUGUGGAGAUUGUUAAGGGACAUGCAUCAAGUGACACAGUGUGAGUACGAGGCAGCCAACUACCCCGGCUACUAUAGAAGUGAGGAGGAACUAAGAGCUCCAUUCCUUGAUGAAGAUUCCCCGGUUGUGAAGGCAGGGCUGCGUAUCGAGUCUCUACUAAUGCAACAUGAACGUAUACACAUCAUGCCACAGAGACGAAAGGAAGAAAAGAGUGUAGUAUCUUCUUUUACACGGCAUGGGAACAAAGAAGAUUUGGACAGUUCCAUUCCUAAGUUCGUCUCUGCAAUACGCUCCUGGACGGAAUACAUGUUCACUCAGGCUCUCUCCAGUAGAUCGUCCGAGUCCAGGCGGGACGUGGUCAACUCACUCUAUGACCUACUGGUUGAACACAUCAAGCAACAGGACAUCUACACUUCUGAGUGGGAUAACAUCAUAGCAUAUAUCGUCAUCACGAAGGAGUAGAAGAGAAGACGUUUAACAAAGUGGUCUUCCUCCUAGAACGCACAUCUUACAGAGCUGAA